CACAUUCAUUUCAAACUUCAAACCAUAUCAAUAAAAUUUCUAGUCCAACGUAAUAACACCUUCAUAUCUUUCAACUUUCCCAGCUGCCCCCAAUCCUUUUAUAUAGACUCGUGCAUCGCACUCAUUUGAAAGACUUCUCUAAUUUCCUCACAUUUCGAUUUUAUAUUUAUGGACAGAGGAUGGGGCCUCACCCUCGAUCAUUCCGAGUUUUUUGCGAACAAGCCCGUUUUCGAUCGUCAUAGGAGCGGAUUGGCUAUGUUUCCGAGCCGCAGAGGAGAGUCGCCCGAGCACCGGGAAGUCGACUUCUUCGCUGAGAAAACGAAGAAGCCGCUUGUCAAGAACGAAGACUCCAACCCUGAACUGUCGGCAACCAUAGAUUUCGACGUUAACAUUGGUUUGCAGCUUGUGACUGCUAAUACCGGAAGCGAUCAAUCCACGGUGGACGACGGCGAGGGUAAAGAUAAGCGAGCUAAGAGUGAGCUUGCACAACUUCAAGCUGAAUUGGAGAGGAUGAAUGUGGAGAAUCAGAGGUUGAGAGGGAUGCUUAGUCAGGUCAGCAGCAACCACGCGUCGCUGAAGAUGCAUCUCAUGACGAUGAUGCAACAAAAGGCUAGCACCCAAGAACAAGAGGUGAUCAUCAUCAUCAUUCUUCAAAUUGAUUGUUAUAGAUUGAUGAUGGCAGCCAUGCUAAUUAUAGUAAAUAUGCUUCUCUCCCAGAUCACCGAAGAGAAAAAGAAGAAUGGCGGCGGUGCAAGACAGUUCCUAGCGUUAGCUCCCGAGCAAUCGAAUUCCGUGUCGGAAGAGAGAACGGUGUCGGGAUCGCCUCAGAAUAAUUUAGACGCGACAAGGAGUAAGAGAUCCGGCCGGGAGGAGAGCCCGGAAUCCGAAAGCUGGGCCCCGGGAGCAAAGAGAUUGAACCCGACCAACGCUAAUCAACAAUCCAUCGAGGCCACCAUGAGGAAGGCCCGUGUCUCAGUCCGAGCUCGUUCAGAAGCUCCCAUGAUAUCUGAUGGAUGUCAGUGGAGAAAAUACGGCCAGAAAAUGGCGAAAGGGAAUCCGUGCCCACGAGCCUACUACCGUUGCACGAUGGCGCUCGGGUGUCCGGUCCGUAAACAGGUACAAAGGUGCGCCGAGGAUCAGACAAUAUUAAUCACAACGUACGAGGGCACCCACAACCACCCAUUGCCGCCGGCCGCCAUGGCCAUGUCGUCCACCACUUCCGCGGCCGCCAGCAUGCUCCUCUCCGGCUCGAUGCCGAGCGCCGACGGCCUAAUGAACCCCAACUUUCUCCCCCGAACAAUCCUCCCUUGCUCCUCAAACAUGGCCACAAUCUCCGCCUCAGCUCCUUUCUCCACCGUCACUCUCGACCUCACCCAAUCGCCCAACGCUUUACAAUACCAACGGCCGCCGCCGCACUUCCAGGUCCCAUUUCCCAUCUCCGCGCCUCCGGUUUUCGGACAACCCCUAUACAAUCAGCCCAAGUUUUCCGGCCUCCAAAUGCCGAAAUCUGCCAACGAAGCGCCACAGCUGCCGGCGCCGGCUCAGCCGUCCUUCACCGACACGGUUAGCGCGGCGACGGCCGUGAUCACGGCCGAUCCCAACUUCACGGCCGCCCUCGCGGCGGCGAUCUCCUCCAUCAUGGCGAAUAACGGAAACCACACUCCCAGCAGCAACAACGAUGACAACAACAAUAGCUAACCCUAACGUAAAUACAUAAUUAGCAAGUUUUUUCGACGAGGUGUUAGUUAAUCAAAGUGUUCGAGUUCUUCAUUUGUUAUUACAUGGUCAUAAUUUCGUACGAGUUCGUAUCAAAUAGUUUUUCCUUUUUUGUUUCGGGUAUAGAAUUCUGGGUGUAGAUACACUGUGGAAUUAACAUGUCCAUAUUAGUUUUGUCUUUGUAAUGUUUAGGACACAAAAAUACAUUCUUUCCCUUAUUA
Salvia splendens (bonfire salvia) is the source of this 1937-nucleotide messenger RNA. RefSeq names its product probable WRKY transcription factor 31. Gene Ontology annotation, molecular function: sequence-specific DNA binding; DNA-binding transcription factor activity. The transcript has 4 exons. Lineage: Eukaryota; Viridiplantae; Streptophyta; Magnoliopsida; Lamiales; Lamiaceae. Gene Ontology annotation, biological process: regulation of DNA-templated transcription. The record is from RefSeq and is a predicted model, not a curated record. Bases 169 to 1698 code for a protein of 509 amino acids.